Gavia stellata (red-throated loon) is the source of this 1293-nucleotide messenger RNA. RefSeq names its product forkhead box D1 (gene FOXD1). The record is from RefSeq and is a predicted model, not a curated record. Gene Ontology annotation, biological process: cell differentiation; anatomical structure morphogenesis; regulation of transcription by RNA polymerase II. Gene Ontology annotation, molecular function: RNA polymerase II cis-regulatory region sequence-specific DNA binding; DNA-binding transcription factor activity, RNA polymerase II-specific. The coding region runs from base 1 to 1293 and encodes 430 amino acids. The transcript has a single exon. NCBI's taxonomy places the organism in Eukaryota, Metazoa, Chordata, Aves, Gaviiformes, Gaviidae.
AUGACCCUGAGCUCGGAGAUGUCCGAAGCGUCGGCGCUGGCUGAGGAGACCGACAUCGAUGUGGUGGGCGAGGAGGACGACGAGGAGGACGACGAGGAGCCGCAGCCCCGCCGCCGCCGCCGCUCCUACGCCGAGGACGAGGAGGAGGAGGAGGAAGAGGACGAGGAGGAUGUGGGCGACCUCCACGACGACGCCCUGCUGCCGCGGUCGCCCGUGCGCGGCGGCGGCGGCGGCGGCGGCGGCGGUGGCGGCGGGGCGGGUGGUGGGGACGGUGCCGGCGGCUCUCGGCCCCCCUCCCGGGGCGGCCCACAGAAGGCGGCGGCGGGCGGCGGCGGGGCGGGCGGCGGCGGCGGCGGCGGCGGCGGCGGGGCGGGUGGCGGCGGCAAGAACAGCCUGGUGAAGCCGCCCUACUCCUACAUCGCCCUCAUCACCAUGGCCAUCCUGCAGAGCCCCAAGAAGCGGCUGACGCUGAGCGAGAUCUGCGAGUUCAUCAGCGGGCGCUUCCCCUACUACCGGGAGAAGUUCCCCGCCUGGCAGAACAGCAUCCGCCACAACCUCUCCCUCAACGACUGCUUCGUCAAGAUCCCCCGGGAGCCCGGCAACCCGGGCAAGGGCAACUACUGGACGCUGGACCCCGAGUCCGCCGACAUGUUCGACAACGGGAGCUUCCUGCGCCGCCGAAAGCGCUUCAAGCGGCAGCAGCUCCCGGCGCCCGAGCUGCUGCUGCGCGCCGUGGACCCGGCCGCCUUCCUCCCGCAGCCCCCGCCCCAGCCCCCGCAGCAGCCGCCCUGCGCCUACGGACCCUACGGCUGCGGCUACGGCCUCCAGCUCCAGCCCUACCACCCCCACUCCGCCCUCUUCGCCUUCCACCACCCCUCCCCGCCGCCCCGCCAGCCCCCCGCCGCCCCCGGCAGCGCCCCCGGCGCGGCGCUGCCCCCCGCCGCCGCCGCCGCCGCCGCGCCGCCGGGCCCCUUGCUGCCGGCGGCGGAGCUGGCACGGACGCCCUUCGGCUACGCGCACCCGCUGGGCCCGGCGCUGGCGGCCUCGCUGCACGCCGGCAAGCCCGGCAGCGGCGCGGCGCUGGCCCGCUCGCCCUUCUCCAUCGAGAGCAUCAUCGGGGGGGGCCCCGGGCCCGGCGCCGGCCCCGGCCCCGGCGCGGGCAGCAGCUGCGCCUCGCAGUCGGCCGCGGCGCCGGGGCUGGCCCGCUCGCUGGGGAGCGCCGGGGGCGGCCUGCCCCCCGCCGCCGCCCUGCCCGCCGCCCCCGGCUUCGCGGCGCGGAUUUCUAACUGUUAA